Molecule: messenger RNA, 4724 nt
Organism: Notolabrus celidotus (New Zealand spotty)
Lineage: Eukaryota; Metazoa; Chordata; Actinopteri; Labriformes; Labridae
Gene: uspl1
Product: ubiquitin specific peptidase like 1
Exons: 10
Coding region: 1563-4337 (924 amino acids)
Biological process (GO): protein desumoylation; Cajal body organization
Cellular component (GO): Cajal body
Molecular function (GO): SUMO binding
Source: RefSeq, a predicted model, not a curated record
GGGAAGACAAAUCUGGUGCACCACAACCGGCGAGCGGAUAACGAACGUUCCUGACACGAACUUGCCGAGGGAUGCACAUGUUCUCUCCCAGCACACAUGAUUUAAUGAAUGCAGCUCUACCUGCAUGGAUUUAAACUCUCAACAUCGCACUAUCAGAUGUGAUUCUAAUAUGAUUUCGUGUUACCUUAUAUGUGGUGAAAUGCAUUGACCCCUGGAUUCAAGCACAGAAGGCAGAGCGCCCUGCUCUAAAAGUCCUGUGGUGAAUGUCCUGAUGUGAAUUUGAUUCUGCUUCUUCGGAGGUGAGCCAGGUUGCAGUGACAUGGUAAUAUUUUUUAAAUGGACAGCGAUGGAUCCGAAGAGCAGCCGUGGUUUGCCAAUGAGUGGUGAAGAUACUGGUUUGGAGGCUUUGGCCUCACCACUGGCGGGGUAUUUGGGAAAAGUCAGUAGAGCUCUUGUUUUCCUCUCGCAGUGUCACUUGCGCAAAGCUGAACCAAAAUUAAAAAAGAUCUGUGAAUGUGCAGCACCAAUCUGAAUGAAACAAACAAAACAAAAACAAGUCACGGAAAUCUUAAAUAGUAAAAGGCGAAAGUUCUGGUUAGACUUGAUGUUUAUUAAGAUGUGUGGAAUCAAAGGUUGAUGUUUUCCUUUAACAUGUUUCACUUCCUGCUUACAUUUACCUGCUUUUAUGUUCUUGACUCUUCACAUGUGCCAUCCAGCUUCUUAAACUGUCAACUCUGUGAUUUAGGAGCAAAACUGUGAGGCCUAAAAGCAACCUCACAUUCUGACUGUCAUUUUCUGCAGCACUUCCUCCUACUUGUAGACUACACUUUAGCAGGACAUAUGUAGCAAACAUGUCCUCCCUUUUAUGCAUUUGUUAACACCUAAGACAUAUUUUAAAAGUAUUUAUUGAACUGAUAGUUACACUGUUAUCUCAGUGUUGCUGGGAAAUGGCAAUGUUGUUAAAGAAAUCAGCUACACAGCCUAAAAUUCCACAUUCUUGAGUGUCUCAAAUAUAUGUUCAGGAAAGAGCUGCGUCACUUGAGCACUGCCCCUGGUGCACCUCGAAAGGCUUGACCUAUGCUCUGCGCUCUUACCGCAUCAACCUGCAGGAGUCAAUCACCCUCUGCACAAACCCACAGUGCCUUUUCCCUCUGGUCAGCCGGUCCUUGGAGGAUGUUUUGGCCAGCUUGGUACCUGUGGAGCCCUCUGUUGGGAGCAAAAGAAAAAAUGUCUCUACACUGGAAGAAGAAGACUCGGUUAAACCUUUGCACAAACGUCUGCGAUCCAGUCAGCAGACACAAAGUCUUACAGACUCACUUAUCAGCGAAGCAGAGUGUGCUGAUGUAAGCUUUGUGAGUAACGGUCAACAUGCAGCACCAGAGGCAGACGAUGUAAAGUCCAAUGGAUAUCACAGGGAUUCUGCAGAAACGGGAUGUGAACCACUACAAGAGACAAGUCUGGAGUCUUUUUGCGAGGAACCAGAGAAGGAGUCUUCUGUGAACGGUUUUGUUUCUACAUGUUCAUCCUCAGCUGGACGCCUGCAGAGCUCAUCAGACACGCUGAUGAUCACUAAAGGAAAUAAGCACGAGGUGGAGGAGGAAGAUGACUUCAUGCAGGUGGAGAAUUCUCCUAAGACCCUGAACAGAUGCUCCUCCAAUCAGUCUGCCUUCUUAGACGAGGACGUUCAUACAACUGUAAUCAAUACUCCUUCACCUCAGCACAAUGAGCAGACAGCAAGGACGGGGCAGAACUCAUCAAAUGCAGACACCAGCAUGCGUGAGGACACAGAGGGCGAGAAGUCAGAGACAGACACCAGGAAGAUGGACUCAGAUGAGCUUGUGUCUGUUCCCAGUCAGCUUUUCUGGAGGAACAGCAACAACCUGUGCUGGCUGGACUCGCUGCUCGUCGCUUUGGUGAACUGUAAGAGUUUGAGAAAGUUUAAAGCUCAGGAUGAGCUCCAGGGAUCUUCUGUCUGGAGGCUGCUGCAAAGAUACAAAGAGAUUUGUGCUGCCGUCAAAGUCCAUCAUCAGGCCGACAGAGAUGGCGUUGUGAAGCUUCCACAUCACGUGCUACAAAAGGCCGACGAGGACCUUCAGAGUCUCAGGAUGACUAUCUUCAAACUCCUGCAGCCUAAGCUGCACUGCAAACUGGGUCGCAGGGAAACGCCGGUAUUCGCCAUGCCAGUUCUGCUUGCGAUGGACUCGUGGGCGGAGCCUCUCUUCCAGACUACCUUCCAGUGGGAGUUCAAGUGCAGUGAGUGCAAAGCUGCCAUGACAGAAAGGGCGUUGAAAACUCUUCCCACCUUCACAAACAUCUUACCUGAUUGGCGCCCUCUCCACGCCGUCCACUCAGCUCCGUGUAACGUGUGCUGCAAGAAGAACCAGAGGAGGGGGAUGAUUCUGGAGAGUGUGUCCCCCGUGUUUGCACUGCACUUUGUCGAGGGGCUUCCUGAGAAUGACGUCGGAGUCUACACCUUCACCUUCAAGGGGAAACGUUACUCCGUCACCACCGUCAUACAGUACAAGAAGCAACUCAAGCACUUUGUCACCUGGAUCCGUAAUCCCCACGGAUCCUGGGUGGAGUUUGACGAUCUCAAACAUCCAGACUGCGAGACUCAUCAGAAGCUCCCGUUCCCCGGUGCGGAGAUGCACGUAGUCUUCUGGGAGGCUGAGGAUGAUAAGGAGCCUCGGGCCUGCUCUCCCUCCAGCACGUUGACUGAAUCUCCCCGAUCUCACAAUGAAAUGAACUCCGGUCUGCGGGGGAAAGACCUUAAAGCGGAUCAACUUCUGGCUCGCUCUCCAGAUCAGUCAAUUAUAACGUCUCACGAUGACACGGAUAUCGUGUGCGCGCUCUCGGCGUCUGAAGACACGAUACCUGGUUUUGAUGCGUCGAUAGGUUCGACGACACUCUUGGACACCUUUGAGGGGCUCAGUCAUAACGACAUCGUAACACUCACGCUUGUGGAAGUGAAGCCUGAUUCUGAACUGCAGCCUUUAAAUGAUCACCAACAAAACCAGGACUUGGGUGUUGAAAUUGUUGACUCUACUCCGGACAGCUCCUCCACUGUGAUGUGUAAUGAAAUGUCCCAAACGCCCAUCGCUGAGCUCCCCGCCGCCUCCAGCUCCUCUGAAUCUGAAGAUCACUUAUCCAGUGAUCCCACAUUCGUGCCAGCUAGGAGGGGAAGACGGACGAGAGCAUCAGGAGUGCGAGCUGCGAGCAAAUCAAAUGCUAAAACAGCGGCCUCAAACAAAACUGCUCCACGUGCUCCUGUGUCCUCUCAGCGACCGAAAAGGGUCACUAAAAAAUCUGUGAAUGUUCCAGCUCAGGUAGACUCUCCACCUGUGGAAGCUACACCACAAGCACCUUCAGUUUCCUCCACUCGCACCUCACCGCCGAGCGAGAGUAAGGACAGUCCUGCACAGCCACAGACUGCAGAUAAGAACGCCCGCUGGUCCUUCCUUCUCAGCAAACUCCCAGCACACCAAGUUCACGCAUCCAUCCCUAAUCCUAAUCCCGCCCCCAGCCCGGUCACACGGGGAAAGAAUCCCACUCCUCCCGCUCACUCCACACCAAACCCUGCAAGAAAGCAGCAGCUACCUGGAAUUAUAGCCCCCAAACCACAGCUGAAGAUGGAUAAGAGUGCCGGUCUCCCGAUAAAAGCUGCAGAAAUGUACGGAGCGUUCGGUGCAAAGAGCGCCAAGACGCCGAUCCUGCCUCCCUCAGCUGUACUCCCCUGUGUCAAAUCAAACCAGCCGAAACCCCACAGUCGACUAACCAACACUACAGUGAUGUCCGGCACAUCACUUCCUGUUUCUGGAAUCAAAGUUCUCCAUGAAAUAUCCUCCUCGAAGAAACCCAGCAGCCAGUCCCCGAAGGUCCCCGCAGGCCUCGAUACCACCGAAGCCCUGAGGUACAAGCUCAUCAAGAAACUGAAGGCAAAGAAGAAGAAGCUCGCCAAGCUGAAUGAAAUGCUGAGUUAUCCGGGCGGGGCCAGCCUCCCACCGGACAGCACCAACCUGAGCUCCCCCAACACCGUCACCUCCAGCACUUACGAUCCCAGCAACUCCAUCUGCGACGACUUCCUCUCAGAUUUGCUCUCGCCGGCGACGACGGCCAGCAACCUGUCUCCGGACAGCACGGGCUUCCUGGAGAUGCUCACCAACAGGCAGGAUGGAGUCAAUCAGCUGGGUAAUGACACUGCGGUGUCACAGAUAAGCACUUAUGUGGAUGAGCCACACAGGGACGACUUCCUGGAGGACUUUUUGUCGCAGGUCGUCGCUCAGAGGCCGACGGUUGAGGAGACGGAGGCUCUCGGUGUUCUGGAUUUUUUUGUUUGAAUUGUGGAGGAGACGGCAUGGUCUGAAAAAUGUAACUCAAAUGGUCUUGUUUAUGACAGUCUAUAUUUUUAUACUCUUCGGCUGCCUAUUUAACAUUAAGUCCCACAUCUGCAGGUUAAGGUAGUGAAGUCUCUGUGAGUUUAUGUUGCUUUAAAUCUUGAAGAGUUGAUCAAAAAUGUAAGUAUGUAUAGAUGUGCAUUAAACCAUGAGAAGAGUUUGUGAAGCUCACCUGAACUUGUCUUGCACUUAGUUAUGUUCAUACUUUUGUUCCUAUGGAGUUACUUUGUUUACAUUUGAGGCUUUGUGUUCGCCCUGUUCAACAAUUUACUUGAAUUCAAAUUCUGCAUAUUUUUGUCAUUAAUAAAUCCUCUAGAUCCUGUAAAACAA